Molecule: messenger RNA, 4475 nt
Organism: Patiria miniata (bat star)
Lineage: Eukaryota; Metazoa; Echinodermata; Asteroidea; Valvatida; Asterinidae
Exons: 2
Coding region: 409-3372 (987 amino acids)
Biological process (GO): regulation of transcription by RNA polymerase II
Cellular component (GO): nucleus
Molecular function (GO): RNA polymerase II transcription regulatory region sequence-specific DNA binding; DNA-binding transcription factor activity, RNA polymerase II-specific
Source: RefSeq, a predicted model, not a curated record
UUUCGACUUCGCGCACAAAAUAAGAUCGGGCUGUGAUGUCGAUCAUGUUCAUUUUUGUGUUGAAAAAGAAGACGACUUUUUUAUUUUAGUGGCAAUCUAUUUGAAAAGCCUGGUGCAGGAAACAUACUUCUCUGCUCCAGUGACCAGUUUUUUUUACGGCGAAUGGUUGUCUACAAAGUGUUGAAAAGAGUGACUUGGAGAAGUAGUCAGCAACAAUUUUCAGUGAUCAAGUGAAGUCUGUCCUCCGACUCGGUAUGGUAACUGCCCCAGCAAGUGUGUCCUACGGAGCAUGCGUGUGGCCACAAACAACACCGAGACAGAUAAUCCUGCAGACUGUUUCAUGUUGAUGAACCUCACAAUCACAACCAAUUCACGUAUCAAAAGCAAUGGUAGUUUGUAAACACGGACAUGGAAAGCACUGAUGAUGGAUUAGAACUUACCAGGGUACUGUCUGCCGAAAACAUUAACAAACAACGUGAACAACAGCCCACACUGCAGAACACAGAAACUACGCCAUUUGGCUGUGUUUCACGUGGCAAGCAUUUUGAAACUGUUCAAAAUCUGAAGGAACAUCCUUGUCCCGUCCCGGUAUCAAAUUCGGAGUGCACACCUGAUACAGUGAUGGAACAACAUAACUUGAAUCUUGGAAAAUUCCUGAAAAUGAACUCCAAGAAACCGUUUGUGUGUCAGCUGUGCAGCAAAGCCUUCAAGAGUCGGAGAGAGUCCACAGGACACUUUCUUGUGCACAUCGGUGCCAGAUUUAGUACUUGCUCUCGGUGUGGUGAUCUGUUUUUCAAAGUCGGCCUGUUGUCAAAAUAUGAGAUACGUGCACUUGGCAAACCCAUCAAGAAAGAUGUUUGCAGCGGCUGCAGCAGAGCUCUCUCCAAAGGUACACGUGUGAAUGACAAGGAGCGAAGAGAAGAUACCUGUUUGCCACAGGAAGAGGCCUCUGCUGUAGCAGAUAGGCUGCCAAGUGUUGCUCAGCACCCUACUGAUAAUGGAAACGAACAAGUGGAGGGAGACUCAGUUACACCAGCAGCUCAGCAGGAUUCAGUUCGGACUAAUACUAAUAGUCCAUCAGACCAGGCACAGCAUGAUGAUGGAAACGACAAGACUGUUGUUGAUGAAGACACAUUGUUGCGGUCUACAAUAGUGAAGCAAGAAGUGGAACAAGAAGAAAUGGAUCCAGUGAGAAUCCCAAUUUCAUUUAGCCCACUACAGUGUAGCAAAAUUAAACAGGAAGUGAUGUGUGACGAUGAGAACACAGAAGAUGUAGAAAGUUCCUCAAACUUGAUGCAGCAAGACAAGGAGACUGUUGGUGUUGACAUGAUUGAAGAUGCUGCAAGUUCCAGCUUGGUUCAACCGACGCAUGAUGAUGAUAACUUAUGCAUCAGAGGGCUACUUGUUUGUAGUUGUGGGGAACAGUUUAAGGCAUCUUCGGCGUUGGAUAGACAUCGCAGUUUAGACUGCAGGCUGAAGUCCCAGAGUGAAACAAAUCAACACCAUGGCCGAGGAAACACUUCCACAGAAGCUGACUUGUUCCAUAAUGGAACAACUAAGAAUGGAAACUCAGAAGUCGAUUGUCAGCCUCGGACUGUUCCAGAACACACAGUUGUCUGCACAACCAAUGUCAGGAAGCUAUUUGUGUGCAACCCCUGUGGACGGCAGUUCACCAGAGUCUAUUACCUCAUGAGACAUCGGUGUGCCCACAACUUGCUCCGCCACAGGCGCCCAUCGCCCAAGUUGUGGCCCUGCUCCUUCUGCAAGGAUGUGUUCUACCUCAAAAGGGAUUUGCUAAGUCACAAACUAGAGCAUCUUAAGAGCCCCUUGAAAGGCAAUGACAGUUUUGCCCCGUUGCAUGAAUCAUUAGACAAUCUUUCUGCUCCUGAGCAGGAUGGUCACCGGAAAAUAAAACCAAAACCAAGACUUGUAGGGGCUGUUGGUGGUACAAACAAUACCAAUGGUCCUGUCCCAGAGAGUACUACUCCAUGCGGUUUUGUGUGGAAGGGUUUCCGCUGUAAACUCUGCAAGCAGGAAUUUCCUGAUUUAGAAUCAUUCAAUCAGCAUGCUCUAUUAUGUCAGAACGCUAAUGCCAAGAAAGUAGGAGGCAGCGUCAAGAAGAGAACUUCAAAACUCAAAAGUAAAGGCAAAUAUGCAAAAGGAAAAAAGCACAUUUCCACCAAAAAGGAGGCCACAAAAGUUUCGAAACAUCGGCGUUCAAGGUGUCACCGCAGUUCUAAGGCUAGAAAGGGUUGCACUGCGCAGAAAAUUGCAGAAACUGUUAACGCUUCUAGCUCAAAAGGCAUCAAGCAUGCAAGUCCCAGAUCUAUAGCCCCGAAAUCAACAGCUCCCAAACCUAAUGCACCCCUGCCUAUUUUGCCCAAGCCUGACGGUGACCCACUGCCUCAAGGUAUUUCCAUUCAGACCAUUGCUGGCUUGUCCAUUGAUUCGCAGUCCAUUUCCAACCAACCCAUUUCCCAUCAAGCUCCAGGCUCUCAACCUUCCACCCAACGACCUGUCCAUAUUUCUUCCCAACCGUUUGUGACGCAGUCCAUUUCUCUCCGCCCUCUACCCUGUCCUCCAACUCGCUCUUAUCCUGCUCCACAACCUGCCAAUAUUUCCACCCAAGCUUCUCCCAGUCAAACUUUCGGCCUUGGGCCUAAUGCCCCUCGAUCUUCACAUAUUCCAACAAGUCUUAGUUCUACACAACUCUAUGUCUCCCAGUCGAUAAGUCAAUCUACUGCCUCCCGGUCAGUAGUUCCCCAGUCUACACUUGUUUCAACCAGAACUAUUCCCUGUCAAAUUAUCAACCCAAGGACUACUACCCGUCAGUCGUCACACAUUUCCACCAGUCAUGCCAGUCCUAUUGCUGCACAAACGCACGUCUCCCAGUCAAUUCCCAGUCGGCCUAUUCACUGUCGACUUGCUAGUCCCCAGUCCAUAGCACCCUGGUCUAAAGCUCUACAGUCCAUAGCUUCCCGGUCAAUAGCUCCCCGGUCAAUAGCUCCCCAGCCUACACAUAUUUCCAAGCAAGCUGUUGCUGCCUGGCCCGUCGUUCCGCAAUCUAUUUCCCUCCAACCCGUUUCCUAUCAACCUGUUAACCCAAUUCCUACCCUCUCGCAGCCUCUCCGCAUUUCUUUCCAGUCAAGUUCCGCGGGACCUAUUUCAUAUCAAGCAAUCAACCCAAGGGCUAUUGCCCCGUCAUCUUUACAGACUUCUGCUAGAACUGUACUUCCCCAGUCGGUAAUCUCCCAGCCAAUUUCACUCCAACUCGUGCCCGCCAAACUAUUACCACCCAAAAGGCAACAACACAGACUGCUGCCUGUGUCCAUCAGAAAAAAUGCCCAAGGAGUACAGGGCCAAGACCCAUAGCACCUGUGCUUAUGCCUCACACAAUGCUGCUGUUGGAACAUAUUCAAACUUGCUGCCCCACGUUAGGCAAAAUGUACCCCUAGUGCCUUCGUCUAUCAUCCCAAGAUAAAUGCAAGCGAGGGUUGAGCCCCCCCCCCCCUACAAAACGGAAAACCAUCAACCACACAGAAUUAUCAUGUAUUCCGCUCUCAAUCCUGACGUGCACAGUUAACAAAUGUGCAGAUUUUUGGCAAUUUAACAUGUAAACUGGAAUGUGCAAUUUCCCAAAGUUUAUUACGAGUCUUGGAAACGUAUUAGUCAGAGUUGCGAAUGUCGAGUCUUUAUGUCCAAUUUUAAUUGUUUUUUUGUUGAAUCGCGAUGAGCAAGCAUGGGCCACAAAUCAUUUUGUAAGAAAAAUAGAAAUCGAAUGCAUUUAAUGCCAAGAUGAUUUUAGUAAUACAGGUUUUCCCGGCCAAUUUCGCAAAAAAAAAAAUUUAUCUUGAUAGUUACCAAUUUGAAGCGAAUUAGCUCCUUGCUGUCGUUCCUGUAGUUCAUAUGAGUUUCUUCUUUUCAGACGUUCAAAUUCGUUGUCUGACCCCACAUUUUCAUGUUUUAACACAUUCUAAAAUUGAUGUUAUGUCAAUCGGUUUAACUAAUCAGUUAAUUUAGCAGUCUGUUUGGUUGAGGGUUAUUUGCAUAAUCUUAUUUUCGUGCACAUUCUAUUAAGUUUGGGUUUUCUUAUAUCUCUAACCUUCUCAAUAAGCUUCAUCUUAAACAUGCUUCAUUUUAGUAACGUGCUUGCUUUUUAUGCAAAAAAGUGAUCAAUAUGGUCAUUUUGGGGCUGCUGCUUUGUAGCCCGAUCUUGUGGGGAAACAAUUAAUUUAUGCAUUUUCAAAUUGGAACAAAGAACAAACAAACAAACGGAAAGAUUAAACAAGUGGAACUGAACAAAAGAUGUAAUUAAUAAUAAAAUAAUUUAUUUAUUUCAGUCAUUAGAUUUUAUGCUAUUUUACUAAAGUUUUGAUGUUAUUUUAAUGAAGGAUUUUAAUAAUGUAAUAUUCAUAAUUUCUUUUUGAAUUUACAUUAUAUGAAGAGAAUAAACAAAAUAUUUUCUUGUAAUAAAA